Messenger RNA from Scheffersomyces stipitis CBS 6054, 1350 nucleotides. RefSeq names its product TDT family transporter. Gene Ontology annotation, biological process: sulfite transmembrane transport; transmembrane transport. Bases 1 to 1350 code for a protein of 449 amino acids. Gene Ontology annotation, cellular component: plasma membrane. The record is from RefSeq and is a predicted model, not a curated record. Gene Ontology annotation, molecular function: sulfite transmembrane transporter activity. Lineage: Eukaryota; Fungi; Ascomycota; Pichiomycetes; Serinales; Debaryomycetaceae. The transcript has a single exon.
AUGUCGGAGUUACAGCAUAAAGAUUUGGAGCUGCAAAGCUUUCCCUCUCUGAACAAAGACGUAGCAGACUUGGAAGAAAACGAAAAUAUAGACAACGAAGUCAAUGUAGAAGACGGAGACUCUUCAACACCUUCAGGUACUCCGAUUAAAUAUGGCCAGACAACAGUACAGAAGCCAUUCCUCACCAGAUUAAGAGAACUCCUCUUUCGCGAGCUCAUAGAAAAAUUCGUUCCAGCAUAUUUCGCAACCAUUUUGGGUCUUGGAAUAACUGCCGUGAUGUGCUCCCUUUUUCCAUAUCCAGCGAACUGGCUCCAGAUUAUUGGCAAAAUUGUGUUCGGUACGAAUGUACUCGUGUUUCUAGUCUUAACUUUCAGUUGUCUAAUUGGCUUCUAUUACUACCCAUCAAGAAUAGUCGAAUACCACGUUCAUCCGUUGCACUCAGUUUUUAUGUCCACCUACGUUAUGGGCUAUAUUGUUAUAGUCAACUUCAUUCGUUUGCUUGUUGGUUCCCAUCACAGUAUGCUUCUCUGGGUGUUAUGGUGGAUUGCUGUAUUCAUGUCUGUCUAUUGUAGUCUUGUCAUAUACUUUUUUGGGACGUUCUCCAAGUUGAAUAAACCUACAAAACUUGAACAUAUGCACUCGGUUUCUUUGUUACCGGUUGUUACUUUGGCAGUGGCGUCUUCCAGUGGACAUCUCAUAUCAAUGUCGUUGCCUUCAUUGAACCAUUUUGUCAUUACAGAGGUGUGCAGCUUUCUACUUUGGGGUAUUUGUGUAGGUAUGGGUGUUUCCUUUAUGCCCAUCUACCUUGCCAGAAUAAUGAUCCACAGAAUUCCGAAUACUGCGCUUAUUUUAACUAAUCUCUUGCCCAUAGGUCUUCUUGGACAAACAUCGUACAGUCUUUUCCUUUUUGGGGUUAACAUGUAUGAACGUAUCCCCGACAAAGUUCUUGGAACCUCGUUCUUAGUUAGUUGUGCUCUUUUCGCAACUGUUGUUUGUGCAUUUGGCUACUAUAUGACAUUUGUAGGGAUCUUAUCCGUUUUAUCGAAGAUCAGACCAUUUACCAAGAAACCAAAUCCCCAGUUCACUCAUCCAAAGUAUGGCCACAUUAUGUGGAACAAAGGGUUCUGGGCCGUUAAUUUCCCUCUCGGAACAAUGUCUUUGGCCAGUACCGAAAUUGGUAAAGGAGUUGUAGGAAAUUACCCGCUCAAAUUCUUCACGGUUGUCGCUUGCAUGUAUUCGGUGACAUUAUUCCUUUUCACCAUCUACAACGUCAUGGGGGUUCUCGCCUACUGGUACGACUUGGCUGUCGAACUUUUCAACCCCGAGACAGAAGAACUAAAGACAGCUUAG